This is a messenger RNA of Wyeomyia smithii (pitcher-plant mosquito), 13394 nucleotides long. It is a transcript of the gene ChAT, whose product is annotated as choline O-acetyltransferase. The record is from RefSeq and is a predicted model, not a curated record. NCBI's taxonomy places the organism in Eukaryota, Metazoa, Arthropoda, Insecta, Diptera, Culicidae. Gene Ontology annotation, molecular function: choline O-acetyltransferase activity. Gene Ontology annotation, biological process: acetylcholine biosynthetic process; neuromuscular synaptic transmission. The coding region runs from base 522 to 2594 and encodes 690 amino acids. The transcript has 9 exons. Gene Ontology annotation, cellular component: neuron projection; cytoplasm.
AUCCCGAGCACCUGGCUAGAAUGUUUUCACGUUCGCUACGGCCAGGUCGAAAGGUCCUCUCGUCGUCGUGCUGCUGCAGCGUCAACUGAGGUUUUUUUCCUCACCCACACCACCUCUAGGCCAGACAAGGCUUGGGAGGAAAAAAACGUGAAGAAAAUUGUUGAGUGCUCUUCAUUGUGGUGAAAGUGUAAAGUGCGAUCAAUUUCGUUUGUCGACAACCAUUUACAGUGCAAAAGUGAAAAAAUUUAGAAUCUCUCAGUUUGGGCUGAAGGUGAUUUCUAGCCUUUGCUGACAAACCCUGAUACACGUGGAUUUAACACUGGUUUGAAAAGGGCAAGCCCUUUGAAAAGCAGAGACAGUGGCGUCCUCAUCGGAGGCGAACGAAGGGGGUGAAUCUUCCGCCCUGUUCUCAAAACUAGGCAGCUCACUUUUUGGGGCUACCAGUUCACCCCAAAAGGUCGUGACCAAUAUCCGUGGAUUCCUAUCCAACCGGUUGACCGGAGUAUCCAUUCCAGAUACAGAUGCUUCCCAAGGUGCCGGUCCCCACGCUGGACCAAACGAUGGCAGAGUAUCUCCGGGUGCUGCAACCGAUCGUAACGCCACAUCAGUUGGAACGCACGCGGGCGAUUAUUAAACAGUUCACAGCGCCAAACGGACUCGGGGUGACGCUGCAGCAGUACCUGCUGGACAAGCAGGAAGCCGAGGACAACUGGGCCUACUAUUACUGGUUAAACGACAUGUACAUGGACAACCCGUUGCCGCUGCCAAUCAACUCCAACCCGGGUAUGGUGCUACCACCUCGCAAAUUCACCACGGUCAACGACGUGGCCCGCUUUGCGGCCCGGUUGAUCGACAAUCUCAUGAUCCACAAGGAGAUGCUUGACAGCGGUGGCCUUGUCCAGGAGCGGGCUAAUUCCCGGGAAAAGGGCCAGCCACUUUGCAUGGCCCAGUAUUAUCGACUUCUUGGGUCCUGCAGACGGCCGGGUGAGCAAAGAGACAGUCAGUACUUACCGGAGAAACGAUCCGACGAACACGUCAUCAUCUUCUGUAGGAACCAGAUGUACUGCCUCCCGGUGAAGGCCGGCGAUCGUGGGCGGCUGACCGAAGACGAAAUUGUAUCCCAGCUGUUGUACAUACUUGACGAUGCACCGUGUCUCACUCGAAAACCUCCUCGCAUCGGUAUACUAACCGCCGAGCCUCGUCCGAAAUGGGCUCGGGAUCGACAAAUGCUCCUGCUAGAGGAGCAGAAUGCUCGCAACAUCGAACUGAUCGAGCAAGCUCUCGUUCAAAUCUGCGUCGACGAACCAAUUCCACUUACGUUUAACGCACGCGGCUUCAAUGGUUCUCCGGCCGGAGCCCACUACUGUGGUGGCCGCGACGAAAGCAACAUGGCCCAUGAGAUGAUCCAUGGCGGUGGUAGCGAGUAUAAUUCUGGCAAUCGUUGGUUCGACAAAACGAUGCAACUGAUCGUGUGCAACGACGGAAGCUGGGGUUUGUGCUACGAGCAUUCGCCUUCCGAGGGCAUUGCCGUGGUACAACUGCUGGAGGGUAUUCUCAAGAAGAUCGAUGAAACACCAAACCGAGAGGAGAACAGUUCGCAGAACCACCUGCCACCGCCGGAGCGGCUCGAGUGGAUCGUUCGACCGGAGAUAGAGCAGAGGAUUCGCGAGGCAUCUAGAAGUGUUGAUAAAAAUAUUGAGAACCUCGACUUCUACGUUUAUCGGUAUAAAGCGUUCGGUAAAAAUUUCAUCAAGGCUUGUCAAGUUAGUCCGGAUGCUUUCAUCCAGCUGGCGCUGCAGCUGGCUUACUACAAACUUUACGGUCACUUGGUUAGUACGUAUGAAAGUGCUUCAACUCGACGGUUUUUACUGGGACGCGUGGACUGCAUUCGUUCCGCUAGUGUAGAGGCACUGGAAUGGUCAAAGGCCAUGUGUCAAGGUGAAGGCGCAAACGUGACGCUCGAGAGUGAUAAGGAGGAAGACUACGGUGGCGAAGGAAGCGAUGCGAAAAAAGUAACUUUCAGUAUUUACAGUAGAGACAACUUAAGGGAGUUAUUCCGCUGUGCUGCUGCCCGUCAAACGGAAGUUAUGGUUCAGAACAUUCUGGGAUACGGUAUUGACAUUCAUCUGUUGGGCCUUCGGGAGGCCAGCAAAGAGAAGGAGGGAACGCUUCACGAGUUGUUCACAGAUGAAUGUUACAAGAUUGCUAAUUGCUUUCUUCUCUCGACUAGUCAGGUACCUGCCAAGUCACCCAUAAUACGUACAACCUCGCACCCGCAAUGGCACCUCCACUAUGUUCUACGUGUCUGUCAGCAAGCACUUAGUCAGCACUUCGAAGCGCACUUCACUGUGUUCACAAUUUUCAUAAGUCAAUUGUUAAGCUUUUUGUUUUUUCCGAAGGUCGCCUGCUCAACAAACAGCUUUAUGGGGUACGGUCCAGUGACUCCUCACGGUUACGGAGCCUCGUACAAUCCGCAUCCGAAUGAGAUAAUCUUCUGCAUUUCGGCGUUCUUCUCAUCGGACAAAACCAGCGCAUCCAGAUUCGCUCGGUCCCUGCAGGACUCGCUCGAUGCCAUGCGAGAUCUGCUGUCCUAAGUUCGUAAAGUGAGGCCUUACCAAACACGGUUUUGCGUUAGUAAAUAUGUAAGUGACAGCGAACCAAACCAAAGAUAACGAAUACAUAUCAAAAACUGUACAUGUACACGAUAGUCAACCAAACUCAAACAUAUCAAUUGCUUGGUAGGUUAAGGCAAAACUUUGUUGGAAAUUGUAAAUCACCUUUUUGGUCAAGAUUGCUCUUCGCUGGUGGUUGGGUUCGGACAAUUUAUCGCAUUCGCAUUUUGCUUACCACACCAGGAGAUUUUUACCGAUUUUUUUAGGUUAAAAUUAUAUGAUACUGUGGUCCAGACAACGUACAGACGAAGCAUUACGCAUCACUAUUAAUGUGCAACCUCCAGGUUCUGGGUUUAACGGAUAUUGCUUGCUUCGUAUGUCCCCAGUCAAGCUGUCUUAAUACUCUUUUUUACCACAUUUCAUUUUCAACCCUAUUUAUAGCGACUGAAUGAAUUUCACAAUAUUCAUUCCCCAUUUUCGUGUUUCGAAAACUCGGAACACCUUUGUAAUUUUUUGUUAUAGGCAUACAUCUUCAAUUGAAACACACUAGAAACAUCAUUUUCCAGGCUCAGUGUGAAAACUUUAGUGUGAAACGGCACAGAAUCCAAGCAUCAUUGCAUCGGUUACCGAAUUUUUAAAUUCUUUAAUUGGUGGCAUAUAAUUCCACAGAAACAAUGAUGAAAAAAAUAUUUAUCACCUGCUCUUGAAAGCAGGCUUGAUAUUCGGAUAAACAAACUGAAAAUACCAAGUCAGAAACGAAAACACAUCUAAUUCUCAUAAUCUACUCAACAUUAUCAAUUUGAAGACAUUCGCUCUAAAUGCUCGAGCAGCCUACUGCUGACAGUACUGAUAACACGAGAGCCCAGUUCCUUGAAUGUAAAAUAGAAAAAAAAACCAAUAACCGUGAUUUCGCGACGCGCUGCACUUUAGAGACAAGCUUAAACCAAUUUCGAAGGAUUUUUCACCAAAAUUAGUUACGAUCGCAAUGUACAUAGUUUGAGUGGUUCCGCGACUCCUACAAGCCGGUAUUUGUGGAGAGUAAUCUAGUGUCUACCGGCGUAAAAACGUAAACAACUCCGGGAAAGAAAAAAAAGUGAUGUGAAAAAUAGCAAGAUAAAAGCGUUUUGUAGGUUCCACGGCCAAAACCAAAUGUGCAAAUUGAUCAAAUUAGGUACCCUGGUGCUGGGUUAGCAGUUUUAUAAUUUAUAAUUACAGGUUAGUCGAAUAGCAGGCGAUAUUUUAUAAGGUAUCCGAGAAAUGUAUGCAGAAGGAAGCCACCGGUCCUCCCACACUUGGAUUCCGCCCCGUUUCACAUUGAUAACUGUAUUUUAUACUUGGAGUGCGAUGAGCCAUUUUUGCUUAACAGUUACUUUUGUUUGUCGGUUGUUUUAUAAUUUUGUCAAAAGAAAAUCAUCGGAAUAUAAUAUAAUUAAGCGUAAUCCUGGUUCGUGGUUUAUGAGCCGCGCCUAUUUGAGGUGAUGUUUGUUUUGAAAUGUUCAAUUAAUCAAAUUUUCUAUGUUAAUUUGCGGUAUAAAUAUUGAAAAGUUAACAAAUAUUCGUACCUGCAAGGUUUUUAUUAUACUUCGUCAUUUCUUUUCGCGUGUGGGUACUAAGAAAUAGCGGGGGGUAUAACGCUCAAAUCUAUGGGUCAUUCCAUAUGAAGUAAUCACGAAAAAGCACAAACUUGGCAUCAACCAUCACAAAUUUUGUUCAAAGUUGUACCGACACUUUAUUUCUCGCGUCGAGUGUAUUAGUGACUGCUACUCAUGGAGCAGGGCAAGCAGCAAACAACAACUUAUGCACGCGCUUUUUUUUUUCAAGCGACGGAGAAAUUUCUCUCUCGCUCGUAUGAUUCCCAUAUUCGUGCGACGAGACUAGACAAAUCACAUACAAUUUGCAGGUUGCUCUUUCGCUUUUCUUUCGGUUCGGAUUGCGACGCGCAAGGCAAUGUCUCGUCGCCUCACGAAAUAAGCGAGACACCCGUGUUGUACAUUCUUGAUACCAUAGUGUUGUUAGUCUCACUCAUACUGUCGGUGCGUGCUUGCUGCAACUCAGGGGAAUGCAUGAAGAAGAAAGAGUAUCUCGAAAGCGUGUGUGCAAAAGAUUUGAGAAGCCUAGCAUAUGUCUCGUUCUCAAGCAGAAAGGAUGAGAAAGGUUUUGCCUCUCACUCGCUUUGCAAUGCUGCUUGAUACCUGUUGAAACUGUUUAGGUGUAGUAGUUUGGAGCUGCCAAAUACAUUGAACAAAUGCUAGAGCAUUAAUUGCGUUAUGCCCAACACGCAAUCAUUGUACUGGUUUCAAAUUACAUCAACAAUUGCGCUAAAAACGCACAAUUUUGUACUGGUUUCGCACCAUCCAACUUUUGCGUGUAGACCAUUUGUAUGAUCUUUAGACAUCGCUUUUUGCAGUCGCGUUGUCUCAGGUAGAGUUUGAAUGUCUUCACAGAAUCGAACUCUGGAUUUCCUUUUGGCUUUGCGUAGCCCAACGUUAUAUUUUGUGAAGGAUGCUCUGUAGGCUCCCCAGUUGGCUUCUCGACGAAGGAUACUGAGAGUUUCGUUCCACCAGGGCUCAUCACGGCAGACAGUCCGUUUCAUUAACGGACAGUUUCACGUAAAAGUUUCUGAGAUUCUGUACUGCAGGUCACUUGCUGCGAUGCCCAGUUCAGCUGGAGUUCGAAUAUUUUUGUGACAUCAUGUUCUCGAGUUAACCAAAUGUUCCUUGAAACAGUUCCAGUUGGUUUUCUUAGGAUUCCUGAAGUGUUCUCUUAUCAGAGAAGUAGCCUCGACUUCAAAUCUGAUGUGUCUAUGGUCUGAUAAACUAGGUUCAUCAAGACAUGCCAGUUUUUGACUUUCUUCGUUAUCGAGGCGCUACAUAGAGUGAGAUCCAAAACCUCUUGUUUAAUAGCAUUACUAAAAGUUGGCUCGUUCCCAAUAUUGCAUGCAUUAAGUAAGAUGUUAAGGUGAGUACCUAGUAGUAAGUAGGCGGAGACAACGACCAUCUCUUGGGUACCGUGAGUCGUUGAGACUUCCCCAGCAAUUGCAACCAAAUCCCGUUGCAUGAACUCUGUAAUGGGUAACAACUCUGUAAUAGAAACAAAUUUAUUAUUUCUGUUCAACAAAAUUGCAGCUCUGGGAUUUGACUGUUGGUUGCAAUAGAUCAACUUAUCGUUUGCGUUGGUUAAGCCAAAAAUCCUAGUGUCGUGGACCCAUGGUUCCUGGCUCAGCGCUACGGAUAGCUAAUCCUUGGUGAAUCUCUUACAAAGAACACUAAAGGCGCCUUUUGCGUGAUUGAUAUUUACCUGAAUGCAGCGUAUGCUGCUCACGAUGUGUAUGACGCGUCCUUCAUCGGAUCUAGUUGAGUUCCGAUUGCCAUCAGCGGGGAUGCUGUGUUGGGUUGACCGCGUACCCUCAGCAGCAGGCUCCCCUCGCAGCAGACGGUAGGCGACAGAAAUGGUAGUGGUGCACUCCCUUAGAGAGUCUCCGAGCGUACCUUUCUUGCCUUAGCACCAGAGCCUUUCGCACCUGUGUUAGAGGACUUUUUGCCAAUCUGUCGCAUGCGUGCUUUGCCGUACUUGUUGUUCAACAGCAAGUUCUGUGCCGCUAUUAGGAUUGCAGCCUGUUGGUCCAGCCCAGCCAUCUGUUCGACAGUCUUUCGAGUAACUUUACGGUAACAUACAUAUAAACUUGGGCCUGAUAGCAGGUGAUUCCUGGUCGCCCGGAAUGCAGUCCAGGAUGGCGUCGCAAACUGUUUUCAACUGUUCAGUGCAGGGAUAAGGAGGAAAACUGGAUAGCCGAUCGAUGUGAUUGGUAUGCCGGUAGCCGCCAGCAUCUCCCAUUAAGUUACCCCUGGUUGCGACCUGACCUGAGCGGUCAGUCUGGUCGACUGAUUGACGUACUAAGCUAGCGGCCUCCUCGCGUGGGUGGCAUUGGCUCAAAAGUCCCUUCAGGUGCCGCCGUUGCGAUUGGGAGAGCCGUUCGACAGAGGCACAAGAUGACUCAGGUUGCCCUUUGUCAUUCGGCUGCGUCGCCGGAUCGGGAGGACAGGCCGUCGGGCUCUCCUUUUUUCCGCAGGGCGAACCAAGGAUUAGUGAUGAAACCGAAGGCGAUUCACUGUCGAAGUUGAAGUCCUUCUCCUCGGUUUUGCCUGUUGCGUGCGGCUUUGUAGGGCUGCACGCCAUGGAGCUUGUUCCGGCAGACUAAGGUUGCCGGGGCCCGGGUUUAAAAAUACUUGUUUUUGUGUGUUGCAGUUUACUUUUGGCAGCUGUCCACAGCUCUCGGUCUCGGCCCGCUCAUUUGCUCGAUAUUCCGAGCCGCAGCAUUUCGAGUGCCGCUUGUCACUGACUGUUGGGGAACAUUUUGGUCAGUAUACGUACUAUAGGUAGUAAAAUUAUGAUACCUGCCUGAAUGCCGGCGCUCUCAACCGCUUCGCCUCAACCUUAACUGCUGACAAGCUGCGGUGGAAGCGCAUGUUCAAAUUCUUCCAAACUGCUACUCACAUUUACUAUCGAUUCAACAGUUGCUACAGCCGCCUCAUCACCUGGUUAUUCUGGUACUGCUGUCUGCAAAUCAUCACACGCUUCAUCGACCGUCGCAUCGAUCUCCAGAAAUUCAACUAGUUAUGCCGGCUCAUGUACUGCCAAACCACGGCGGUCAUUGUUCACGAUCUCCACAUAACGGCUAAUAACGACUUCAUUGGUCUCCGGGUUGUACAAUCUGUACUCUUGUGCAUUCUCCGCCUAACCAAUGAACACACAUUUCAUCGAUUUGGAGUCCAGCUUUUUUCUCUUCUGCUUCGGCACGAACAUCAUGGCUACGGAUCCAAAUAUCUUUAAGAGGCCAACGUAGCGUUUCUUUUCAAAGAUCUGUACGGACCAGCUCCAAACGCUCCUUAGCCCUUGGAAUUCAUCACGAGCAUGCUUACCUUGUAGGCAUGCAAUGCGUUCUAGUGUCCCCACAUUCUCGAUCGAAACUCCGUUUGUCAUCUGCUGCAAUCGCUUUAGAUUCUAUCCAUUUAGAUGGCCGAAUCUCCUAUGCCACAUCUCGAAUUUAACGCAUACGUAUGCCUUCUGCACCCGCCGGUUCAGUUUAUAUAAGCCGCUUGCAGCAGUUCCGGAGGCACAAACGUCUCCGUACUUUCAGUUGUCCGCUGUGAAAACCAUCGCGAAACCUUUACUGCGGAUUUUACUCAGUGACAACAGAUUUGCCGCCAGCUCUGAAACUUCCAGUACGUCUUGCACGUCCAGUGCUCCUUCGUGGCAAUCUAAGUUCACGAUACCCUUAACCAAGCAGUUUUUGUUUGCUGUUUCAACUUGAUACGAGACCUCCUGCUUCACUUGGAAAUUUGACCCAGACCUGGCUAUAUGAGUAGUAGCACCAGAAUCAAAGCACCAUUCAUCUUGGUCGACGUUGUCCCCCGUCAAACCGGCACACAUUGCUCGUCCUUUUUUACCUUUGAAUGUAUCCGGUUUUUUCGGACAAAUUACUGCAUAAUGACCCACCUUGCGGUAGUUGUAGCACGCUCUAUCCUUCUGCUUUUUCAAACCACCGUCCCCGCGACGUCGUUACUAUUGUGCUCCUCCGCUGUAGAAAGCUCCUUCGUCACUACUGCUUCGCGGUCCAUGCUUGGCCUUCGCGGCAUCCGCCUUCAAAGCCUGUCCAGACGCUCACAAGCCCAUUACCAUCGGUGCAUAGUACUUUGGCAAUACCAUCAAAAGCAGUGAAGCAAGCCACUCGUCAGCCACUGGAAACUUGAUUUCAUGAGCUUAUGGCUGGUUGAGACCAAUGCAUCCACGUACGCUUCCGUGCUGUCGUUAUUUUCGAGCCGAAUUGACAUUAGCUGCUGCAGUAAACCCAAUCCGACGAUACACUUCGUCAUCUUGAGAAGCAGUCUUGAGCUUGUUCCAGGCUUCUCGCCAAUUUUUCGCAUCCAUCACAUGUCUUCUCGAGGCUCAGGCAAAUCGUGGACAGCGCCUUUGGGUCAGUGUUCUAAUUCACGACUUCUUCUUCCUUCGGUAUUACAGCCCUCCAAGAACCCCGAAUCAACGUCAUCUUCAUGGCGAACGCCCACGAAACAUAAUUGUCAACUUUUCGAUCGGCAGAGCCACAUUGCUUCCAUCGACUGCACAAACCGUUCUUGAAUCCGAAUCUCCAGUCCUUGAUCCAGAUGUCUCCGAACUAUAACCGGUAUUGCAAGAAUUCAUUUUUUGCUCUUGGCAAUUUCUCUAACUAUUUCGAGAAUCUUCUUUGUGAAAAAAAAAUCUUCUGGUUAUGACCGCUGGGCCUUUGACCUAUUGCUAAAGGUAUGUUUAGACUAUCUGAUUUUUUCAUCUGAUUCGAGUUGAUUGCUCGAAAAUAUAUCGAUGGCAAUGUUGGUUUACGUUUACACCUAUUCGAUAUUGUGAUUCGAUAUGUCGAAUGGAAUUGGAACGUUUCUAUUUUUGGUUCGACUCCGAGAACAUAGGAACGUUUGAUUUCUUUUCAGUUUUUUAUUUUGGCUUUCCAUAGCAAAUAUCAUUUUCGGUUUUAUGUGUGCUGGCAAAUAUUGAAAUGGAGAAAAAAAAUUGACAUUCAUUUGACAGUUCUUCCUUUCGGCUUGUGCAAGCAGUGUGAACACCGCCAUACAAACAGAUCCGACAAAGUUAGAGUGUGUAUAUAUAACUAGAGUGGCGCCGUGUCAUCCAAUCCAACGCUGGUAACACUGAACAUCCUUUCUCUUUUCCCCCACACAUGUUUAAUAGAUUGUUUGCUCAAUUGGAAUGACACUGACAGAUAAUUUUUAUUCCAAUUUUGACAGUGUCGCCACUCUAUAUAUUUACAGGCACUCUAGACAAAGUAUGUCGACCGGUAAAUCGAGCAGACUUUCGAUUUCUGCAGUGGUCAACAUCAGACCGACAUGUCUAAUAUGGUAAACGUACCCUAAUAUGCUAAUAUGCUGAAUGCUAGUAGUGGAAUGAAAGUUUUUUUUAUUUCAUCAAACAAUACAGUGGUUGCUAUGCGUAGAGCUUGACCACCUUUUCUCCUAGACCGUGGAUUACUUGAUUGCCAACAUAAAAUAACACAUUUCUUUAUCCAAAACCUCUUUUGACGUAGAGUUACGUCUUACGGUAACAAUCUGGGAUAGAGGUGCAAAUUGAAACACCGAAAACAUCGAGAGCGUCACGAAAAUUGUCCAAUUUGAUUUGAUAAUAACUCAGUCAGUUUUGAACGAAUUUCCUUCGUUUUUGCAGCAAUCGAAAAGAAAAUUUGCUAAGAGUUCACUGAAAAGCGAAAAGUUGUAAUUAUAUGAUGCAAACCAUUGCACUAUUUUGAACACAAAUUUCGACCAAUCAGAGCUGAAGACAAGGCCAAAUAUCGACCAAAAUGAAUAUUUUCGGAACCGGGUUGAUAUCCAGAGACCGGAUAUCGACUUCCGAUGCCGUUUUGACGUUCAAGAUGGCGACUUCCGGUUCCCAUACUACCCACGUCAACCUCCGGCCCUGACAAGGGCCAAUAUAUGAGAGAAAUAUUAUUCUACCCGUAAGGGUAUUUUUUCACUCACCUUUACAGCAUCCGCACGUGAGAUGUACUUUAGUGAAGAAGUCCCAAAGGGUAAUUCAUUUUUAGAGCACGGUUCGCAUAUUCUUCGAAAGUCUCUUUUCAGAUACAGAGAAAGGAAAUUAAGGAAAAAAAUUAAAAUAUCGCUUUCUUGCACGGAAAAAGUAAUUGGCAAAAGUAAAAAUAUCAAUGUGGAGUAGGUGGAUCCCAACAACAACAAGAAAAAACUUAAAAUUCGAAUAAAAAUUCCAGUUCAGCUCUGACUAAAUGUAUGAUACUGCUGCUCCAACUGCCUGAAUUUACUGGCAUCAUGUUCAAACUUUCAUGGGGGAGUAAGAAAUAUUCAAGCGUGCUAAAACAAGAGUAUUCUCAAGGAAAUGUAGUAUCGUAAAACAAACUUUGAAACUAUAACUAGUUAAAAAAGAAAUUGAUAAUUGACUAUCCUUGUUUGGCUAACUUUUAGAUUUAGGCAUGCUAAAAAUUUUCUUUCACUAUUUUUUAAUCUAAAAAAAAGGGAAAGCCAACAUAGGCAUUACAAAAUCCGCUAUAGUGAUUUUCCGAAUUGUCAAACGCCAACCAUCACAGAGAGCAUCCUGGUGCAAAGGGAAUCAACCAAAGAAACGAAUACAUAUCAUUAGCAAGUAAGAGUAUAACUGAAACAACAACCAAAAAAUAGCGUAAGAAAUCGAAAGCAUAGCUGUAUAGAGAAAGUUGUUACAAGACUUGCACUAACUAUUUGUCUGUUAAACUCUAUAACUUAUUUCUUCAAAGCGGAGAAAUCAUAUCAAACGCAUUAAGGAUUUAUGAUUGUAAGAACGUUGAGUUGUAUUACUGAACUGCGUGUAGCAGCAAUAUCGAAAUACUUUAGCCAAUGUUAUCAUAUGUUAUACUAAAGUUUCACAGCUACGUAGUUUAACUGUAGUCAAUGCAUGUGAUUUUGUUCAAAACAGAAAGCGAAGCUUUGCAAAACCCUCUCUAAUAUUUAAUCGAGCAUGUGUUUUUAAUAAGAAUAUUUAAAAUGUUGAAAACUCGAACAUAAUCAUUCAUGUGUGCAAUUUAGUUCGCAGAAUCAUGUUGAGUGAGUUGUUUUAUUUGAAAAGCUUAAACCGUGUGCCGCUGUGAUCAGAAUGGCAAGGUUCGAGCGCCCGCACAGUAAUUCUUGUCCAUUAAACGAAGCAAAAUUGUAGCUGGUAAAAUUAGAACGAUUCAAUAUCGUCGCAUCAAAAUUUUGAGUGCAUGGUGUCCUGAUGUAGAAUAGAAGCAACUCGCACGCGCAAAGAUGCCAGACUUUUUUUUGGCAAGUCUGUAUAAUCCAUAAAAAUAUCUGUAUAAGUCUGUAUACCGCUGCGAAAAAAAGUUACCGAUACAUUGAUACCUAAUUAUUUGUCGACCUGUCAGAUUGUUUUGUUUUAUUGCUUGUUUUGAUUGUUCUUUUUCGAGUCUAUCAUAGUUGGUAGAUUAAUCGAUAACUAAUUUAUCUUUUAAAUCUAAGUAACACAUAGAAGUAAGAGUCUUUCCCGUGAUAAAAAUCGUCGUUCGUCGUAAUGUAGCUAAACUGAUACAUGAUGGCAGAAGUCUCGCGGUUAUAAAAAUAGUACCUUCAAGGUUUGGGACAUUUUAAGCAAUUCUUCAACGUUGGAUAUUGCUCCGAAUGGAACAAACGGUCUUUUCACCAAUAUAACCUGCAUGGCAAUCGAUCGAGACAAUCAGCUGUUUGUUACUGGGGGCGAAACAGGCAGAUUAGUGCCCACGGGGCCGAUAAAAACCCCGAUAGCCUGACUCGAUUCCCGAUUUCACUCUCAAAAACGCAAGAUUAAUAUGUUCAGCAAAGUGUUCAGUUCCUAGUUCACUUUUUCCAGCAACGGCUACAGUGACUUUUGGUUUUUGUGUUCGUUUUUUUGUGUACACUGGUAAAACCAUUAUGUAGAAUAUCAGAUAUCUGUGUAAUAUCUGUAUUAUACUAAAUGUUUGUAUAAAAUCUGUAGGCUUAUGCGUGUCUGUAUCGCAACACAGAAAGUCUGUAUAAUACAGAUUUGUCUGUAUAUCUGGCAUCUCUGCGCACGCGCGUGUGCGCAAGCUUGCGCCCAAUGUUGCAUGCAACUUAGAGUGAAACUUGUAACUACACAUGAAAGCUUUAAAUCCUAUAGCAGAAAGCACACUAUGGUAAUAGAAGAAAUUUGUAUAACAAAUCGACCGUGUGAAAAUAACAAUAUUUAGUGACGAAAUAUUAAAAAAAGUGUACCAUAGCAUUUAGACAAAACCUGAUAACAGUUACAUAUCAUCCUAAACAUAGCAGUUAACCGAAAACUAACGCAUAUCAAUAUACAAACUGUUAUACAUUUAACCGUUUGAAUGUAAAUCUCUACAUAAGUCACAUUUCAAGGACCAAAUGCGGUUCAAGAGCUGGGUGACCAACGGUUUGUGAAUUCUUUACAAUUUAUGACAAUAAGGUCAGCUAAAUUCUCAUACAUAGUAUUGAAUUCAGCAAGCCUCAUCAAAGCUCGAGUUACUUUUACAGGUAGUUUACAAUGGAAUGAAACACCUAUUGUGUAACGCAGAUGAGUAAAAACCGAACCUUGUUUGAGUUAAAUUUCGCAUGGCUACCGUUUGCUUUGCAGUUGCUUAAUUUAUAACUUAAUGAUUGUAAGCUUACCAAAAGAGAGAAAAAACUGGUGUGUUAUCCAGAUGCUGCGAUGUGAGCUGACCAAAAUAAUAUCAAAAAUGGUUUGUCCGCGUAGUGUGACGAACACUGGCAAAUGAGUUUAUCAGUCAGCUCCUCUUCUCUCGAAAUUUCCAGAAAAAUAGGUCAUUUUCUUUAUACGCUUUUUCCAUAGAAUGGAACAGAAGAUUCCGUAUCAACAACACAACCUUUAGCACGGAAAAUCUGCAGAAGUCUGAGAGGGAAAAUAAACUACCACAUAUAGUUACGUGUUCAGAUACAAUAUAUAUCAAAUAUAUAUAAAAGUGAAUAAGACGCUUAGAGAAUUACGUUGAAUAUGAUUGAAAAUCUUACAUUUAAAAGGUGAAACUAAGUAUUAUAAUCUACCUGUUGUUGAAUAGUUUACCCUAUAAUGAUCACAAUUAUCUGGCGUUAAUUUCCCCAAAACUUUAUUCGCAUAUGGUUAGGAACGAAAACCUGGCGUAUGAUUCCAACAUCAAUCUAAACCAAACAGGAGAACAAAUAGAAAAUCGCUUACUAAAAUUCCAUAGGGAUUCUGUAUGUAACGGCAAAUAAAGUUUUACCGCAACGA